Messenger RNA from Entelurus aequoreus (snake pipefish), 1515 nucleotides. RefSeq names its product anaphase-promoting complex subunit 10. Lineage: Eukaryota; Metazoa; Chordata; Actinopteri; Syngnathiformes; Syngnathidae. Gene Ontology annotation, cellular component: anaphase-promoting complex. Gene Ontology annotation, biological process: anaphase-promoting complex-dependent catabolic process; protein K11-linked ubiquitination. The record is from RefSeq and is a predicted model, not a curated record. The coding region runs from base 407 to 961 and encodes 184 amino acids. The transcript is spliced from 6 exons.
CAGACAUGUCCACUUACCCCACCUCGGGCCCAGUUGUCAGAAAUAGGAAGGACAGAAGAAUAUGGUUGAUGACAACAACAAAAAAAUCCACCGCAAAACUUCUCACAAGCAACGUGUUCCGCUACAGGAUGCCGGCCGGAAAGAUGGCGGACACUGCGAGGAAUGGGCGCGACCACACAGCUGGUGACGUCAGCAAAACGCGACAAGUAGCCCAGACAAGUCUUUCCAAGCUGCUUCUUCAACACAUUUUGGCGAAUUGGUUGCUACAAAUCAUUUGAUGUAUUCGCCCUGUCUCGGUCACACGCGUGAGAGGGGGUAAAAGCCACACAAUUAGUGUUCCGUGAGUACUGAAUCAUCUGAGGGGAGACUCCCUCUGCCACACUUGAGAAAACCCUUGUUUAAGAGGAUGGCUACGCCGAGCAAAACACCUCCUGGACCCGAUCCCAAGCAGCUGGAGCGGACCGGUACUGUGCGGGAGAUUGGGUCCCAGGCAGUGUGGUCACUGUCCUCCUGCAAGCCUAGCUUCGGCGUGGACCAGCUGAGAGACGACAACCUGGAGACGUACUGGCAGUCAGACGGGUCCCAGCCUCACCUGGUGAACAUCCAGUUUAGGAGGAGGACAAGGGUGAAGAUGCUGUGUAUUUACGCCGACUACAAAUCGGAUGAGAGCUACACUCCCAGUAAGAUCUCCGUCAGAGUGGGCAACAACUUUCACAACCUUCAAGAAGUCAGGCAGCUGGAGAUGGUGGAGCCCAGCGGAUGGAUUCACAUCUCGCUCCUCAACCAGGUUUGCAUGCAACAUGUAGAAACGAGGCAGAUUGCAGUGCUGGCCAACCACCAGAAUGGCAGAGACACGCACAUGCGCCAGAUCAAGGUCUACACGCCGGUGGAGGAGAGCUCCAUCGGCAUGUUUCCACGAUGCACCACUGUGGACUUUAUGAUGUACCGCACCAUCAGGUGACCUGCACCGCCACUUUGGAUUUGUUUUCACAAUGGACUGUCAGGUGUUGGCUCAUGCCACGCCAUCUGAACCACUGCCGUGCCUCCUUACUAUUUUGAAUUAAAUGUUUUACAUACCAAGCAUCAUUCAAAGAAUACAUAUGACUAAACAUGUACAUAAAAACCAACAUAUUACAAGACUGUCCAAAUUACUUUAACAUUUGUUAAUUUCCUAUACGUUCGAUACACACUACAGUACUCACAAAAAGCUGGAGACAAAACCAAAGCGCACGACCACCUUUGUAGUCGGACCCAACCUGAGCCUCCCUAACUCUAGAAAUAAUAUCAUUAUUACUGGACUAUUGCAGAUGAACAUUUCUUAAAUUACUUUGUAGAAAUAAAGGUUAAAUGUUUUUAAUAUAUAAUUAUCAGAAAUGACCUGCAGUAAAACGCUAAAAUCCUGUCUGUAUCAAUUGAGAAUUGUAGUUUACCAAUGCAGUAUGAUGGGAAACAAAUGCCAUACGUCAUAAAAAUGUAAUAAUCACCAGCUUGUUCGUUCAUUGCAGUUCACUGUGG